Molecule: messenger RNA, 2695 nt
Organism: Cinclus cinclus
Lineage: Eukaryota; Metazoa; Chordata; Aves; Passeriformes; Cinclidae
Product: ketosamine-3-kinase-like
Exons: 6
Coding region: 1-930 (309 amino acids)
Source: RefSeq, a predicted model, not a curated record
AUGGAGGAGGCGCUGAAGCGAGCGCUCGGCACUGAGGUGCUGCGGCCGACCGGGCACACGGGGGGCGGCUGCAUCAGCCAGGGCCAGAGCUAUGACACGGACCGCGGCCGGGUGUUCGUGAAGAGCAACUCUCGGUCGGAGGCCAGAAGAAUGUUUGAGGGAGAAAUGGCAAGUCUGGAAGCCAUCCUGAAAACACAGACGAUAAAAGUGCCUAAACCCAUCCAAGUUAUAGACCUGCCUGGGGGCAGUACUGCGUUUGUGAUGGAACAUUUGGAAAUGAGGGGCUUAAACAGACAUUCAGCACUGCUCGGAAGUCAGCUGGCUGAUCUUCACCUUCAUAAUCAGAAACUUGGACAGAAGCUGAAGAAAGAAGGGAGCACAGUUGGUAAAGGUCAAGGGGAAACAGAAGUUCAGUUUGUGGAUCAGUUUGGCUUUCAUACAGUUACCUGCUGUGGAUAUCUUCCACAGGUGAACGACUGGCAGAGUGACUGGGUGAGUUUCUUCACCAGACAAAGGAUCCAACCCCAGAUGGACAUGGUUGAAAAGAAAUCAGGUGACAGGGAAGCAAGAGAACUUUGGGCACAGCUGCAGCUGAAGAUACCCAGUUUAUUCUGUGAUGUGGAAAUCGUUCCUGCUCUCCUGCAUGGGGAUCUCUGGGGAGGAAAUGUAGCUGAGGAUGAUUCUGGUCCAAUUAUCUUUGAUCCAGCUUCUUUCUAUGGCCAUUCAGAGUAUGAGCUUGCAAUAGCUGGGAUGUUUGGUGGUUUCAGCAGUUCUUUUUAUUCUGCUUAUCACAGUAAAAUUCCCAAAGCUGCAGGGUUUGAAAAACGCCUGAAGCUUUAUCAGCUGUUCCACUACAUGAACCACUGGAACCAUUUUGGUUCAGGGUACAGAGGGUCUUCUUUAAACAUUAUGAGAAACCUUGUUAAGUAAUUUGCUGCUUAAGCCAAAUACUUCCUGUGCUGUUUGGAGAUCCCCAUACUUAGUGGUGCAGCUGCAGGAGUAGUAAUGUUAAAAACAGCCUGUGAGACCCAUGACCUUGUAAAAGACCUAGAACCAGUGACUCCUGCUGAAUACCAGGUGUGAAAUAGUCAUCCUUUCAUAGGACUGCUGGGGAUAACUCCACAAGGGAGAAAACUAAGGAAGGAGUUUAUUAAUUUGCACAGUGAAUAAAGGUCUCAGUGUCCAGAAACCACACGGGACUGUACAGGGUAAUACAAACACCAAGGAGAUGCCUAAAAUAAGUUGCUCGCUGCAUUUUGCUGUAUCUUCCUCCCUCUUUCAGCUUUUCACAUCCAGCUGUGUGCAUGAGAGCAAAUCAUAACAACAGAGCUUGAAAGGCCACAGGAAAAUUAUGUAACAGGAACUGUGAGAAGGGAUUUGGGCUUGCUAUUAAUUUUCACAGAAUCGGAGUUUGUGAGGCUGGGGAUCACAGAAUCUAGUCCAACCUCCCUGCCUAAGGAGAUUAUUCAGGAUUGGGUCCAGAGGCUUUUAAAGACCUCUAGAGUUUUGCUGAUUGAUUCCAUUGGAUGCAGACUGUUGGUGCCUUCUGGAAUGUUUGUAGGCUGUUCUGUGCUUUCUGGUCAGUGAGCUUUUAUCCACAACAAUUUUGCUUCCACCAGAACUAGUUCUUUUCCUUUUUUGGAUUAUUCUUUUGUCCAGUAGUGCAUAUUCUUAAAGAACUUUCCAGGUAAGACACUUUUCAUGUACACACCUUGUAGGACAUGUAUUCUUUAAUGAAAUCAAACCUGUACAUGCUUCACACAUAUGACUAAAGUCACUCCAAAGAAGUGAAAAAAGGAAACAAUAAAAAUAUAGUUUAAAAGGGGAAGGACGUCAGGGUAGACUCCUGGGAUGGCUCACAGGCUGUAACCCUCUUCUUCUCCAUAGGAAUGCCAGGUAAUUUUAUUCCAAGGGGAUACUACUGCUUGUGCUUUCUGAUACCAGUGUGUUUAUCAACAAUAGUUUAUCAACCUUAUUCUGGCACAAGGAUCAGUAAACCACAUUUUAUAUGUCACUAGCACCACAAAUGUGCUUGUGAGAAUUCUAGUGCAGACUUCAGGUGCUGCACUGUUCACUGUAAAAUAUUGUGUGCAAAGUUGACCCAGGGCCUCAGACACACAAGGAAGGAGAAGAUGUAGACAUUUCUUGAUAACCUGGAAAGCAAGGGGGUCUUCCUUCCUAAACUCUCACAUGACAGUCCCUACUAAGUGCAUGCUGUAGCUGUUGUAAGAGACAGGAAACCAAGGGAAGGUAACAUGUAACUCGCAGAGCAGCACUUCACCAGUGUCUGAAGUCCUUGAUGAUGGCUCCACAGCCUGUGGCUUUUGCCUGCAAGGAGUUAAUAAUGAAAUUAUGCUCUUUUUUAUGUAGGCUGGUAGUAGUGCUCCUGUGCAAGCAUACCAGGUAGGUGAGAGUGAUGCAUGAUUCUAACAUGCUCUUUGAGUGUUGGGGAAUGACUUUUAUUAACUGAAACUGCUUUGCACUGGGUAUUGGCAGAUCAGUGAGGGUUUUCUAGUUGCUAGUUUGGCUGUAACUUAACACAAAUUGGAAACAAGUUUGGAGAAAACUGGUAUUCCUUACAGCUUUCCUUAAUUCUGCUACUUUUCUCACUGGCUGACUUUUGUGGCAAAAAAUCUGCUUGGUAUAAUAGGUUUUACUUGUACCUUGUUGCCUGAAUAAAAGGUUUCCCAAUUGA